This is a messenger RNA of Helobdella robusta, 438 nucleotides long. RefSeq lists its product as hypothetical. The coding region runs from base 1 to 438 and encodes 145 amino acids. The record is from RefSeq and is a predicted model, not a curated record. The transcript is spliced from 3 exons. NCBI's taxonomy places the organism in Eukaryota, Metazoa, Annelida, Clitellata, Rhynchobdellida, Glossiphoniidae.
AUGGCGCUCCUCAUCACUCUUGACUUGUUCACCAGUGCGUUUGUCGUCGUCAUCGUCCAAUUCCUCGAUGUCAAUCAGCCCUACCAGAGCAUGUCAAUCGCUGUCACCUUCAAGUUCGCCAUAGCUUCCAGCAUCAACAUCGACAGCAACAUCAACAUAACCAACAUCAACUUCAGCAACAACCUCAACAACAACAUCAACAACAACAACAAUUACAUUAACAACAACAUCAUCGUAAUGAUUAACAUCAACAUCAACAACAUUAACAAAAACAUUAACAACAAAAUAAACAACAACAUUAACAACAACACCAACAUCGACCUCAACAAGAACAUCAUCAACAACAAGAACAUCAACAACAGCUGCACUCCAAACAAAGAAAAAAUUGAAGUCCCAAUGUUGUCGUUGUUGUCUUGCAAACUGAUCUGCAGUUGUUGA